Molecule: messenger RNA, 4716 nt
Organism: Canis lupus familiaris (dog)
Lineage: Eukaryota; Metazoa; Chordata; Mammalia; Carnivora; Canidae
Gene: GALNT6
Product: polypeptide N-acetylgalactosaminyltransferase 6
Exons: 12
Coding region: 604-2472 (622 amino acids)
Cellular component (GO): Golgi apparatus
Source: RefSeq, a predicted model, not a curated record
UGCUGGUGACAAAGAAAGACUCCUCUGGCCCCGAAGGGCCUCUGGGUGCCCUCCCCCACCAGCAGCUCUGAAAUCGACCUGUCCCCUUCCCAACAUGAUGUCUGGCUCCGCACACCUGCGCCCUGGGUGAGAACGGCGACAGUCAUCACUUUUGGAAGAACCUGUAAUUGAGCCGUAGUCUGAGUAACUUAAGCAAACAUCCCUGUGGUGGUGUCGACUGCUUCCUUCCUGGCUGCCACGUCCCCGUCCCCGGAGGAUGUGGUUAGUACCUUGAGGAACUGCAGACUCCAAAGAGCAAGGCUUAGACAGGCAGGCUGGAUUGAGAGAGCAGACGCCUGGGAAGGACUCAGUUUAACCCUAGGUCUCUCUCUCUCCGGGGGAAAUAAAAGGAGCAAAGGUGAAGCCCACUGCAAAGGACCACGAGGCAAUGCCAGGACGAGGGAAUUGGAGUGACCUGGCUGAUUCUGAGUGAACCAAUCAGGGAGGCCAUCCUAGCGGAGGCUGAGGCCCCAAGGCGUGACCACCACAACACAUCAAGCUACUUCCAAGGCCGGGCCCCGCACGCAGAGCUGACCCAGCCAGGGUCCCCGUCGGCUCCCGAGGAUGCGGCUCCUCCGCAGACGCCACAUGCCCCUGCGCCUGGCCAUGGUGGGCAGUGCCUUUGUGCUCUUCCUCUUCAUCCUGCACAGGGAUGUAAGCAGCACGGAACAGUCCACAGAGAAACCGUGGCUGAGGUCUUUGGUGAGCCAGAAAGACCACGUCCUGGACCUCAUGCUGGGAGCCGUGAACAACCUUAGAGAUUCGAUGCCCAAGCUCCAGAUCAGGGCUCCGGAGCCCCAGGAGACCUCGGUCUCCACAAACCAGUCCUGUCUUCCUGGCUUCUAUACGCCAGCUGAGCUGAAGCCCUUCUGGGAACGGCCACCACAGGAUCCCAACAGCCCUGGGGCAGAUGGGAAGGCAUUCCAGAAGGACAAGUGGACCCACCAGGAGACCCAGGAGAAGGAAGAAGGCUAUAAGAAGCACUGCUUCAAUGCCUUUGCCAGCGAUCGGAUCUCCCUGCAGAGGGCACUGGGGCCAGACACCCGACCCCCCGAAUGUGUGGACCAGAAGUUCCGCCGCUGUCCUCCGCUGCCCACCACCAGCGUCGUCAUUGUGUUUCACAACGAGGCCUGGUCCACGCUGCUGCGAACGGUGUACAGCGUCCUACACACCACACCUGCCAUCCUGCUGAAGGAGAUCAUACUGGUGGAUGACGCCAGCACUGAUGAAUACUUAAAGGAGCAGCUGGAGCAGUACGUGAAGAAGCUGCAGGUGGUGAGGGUGGUGCGGCAGGAGGAGCGGAAGGGCUUGAUCACCGCCCGGCUGCUGGGGGCCAGCGUGGCCCAGGCGCAGGUGCUCACCUUCCUGGAUGCCCACUGUGAGUGCUUCCAUGGCUGGCUGGAGCCGCUCCUGGCUCGCAUCGCUGAGGAUGAGACGGUGGUGGUGAGCCCGGACAUCGUCACCAUCGACCUGAACACUUUUGAGUUCUCCAAGCCCGUCCAGAGGGGCAGAGUCCACAGCCGUGGCAACUUUGACUGGAGCCUGACCUUCGGCUGGGAGGCUAUCCCUGCCCACGAGAAGCAGAGGCGCAAGGAUGAGACCUACCCCAUCAAAUCCCCGACGUUUGCCGGCGGCCUCUUCUCCAUCUCCAAGUCCUACUUUGAGCACAUCGGUACCUAUGAUAAUCAGAUGGAGAUCUGGGGAGGGGAGAACGUGGAAAUGUCCUUCCGGGUGUGGCAAUGUGGGGGCCAGCUGGAGAUCAUCCCCUGCUCUGUGGUAGGCCAUGUGUUCCGUACCAAGAGUCCCCACACCUUCCCCAAGGGUGUCAGUGUCAUUGCUCGCAACCAAGUGCGCCUGGCUGAGGUCUGGAUGGAUAACUACAAGGAGAUUUUCUAUCGGAGAAACAUGCAGGCAGCAAAGAUGGCCCAAGAGAAAUCCUUCGGGGACAUUUCGGAACGCCUGAAGCUGAGGGAGCAGUUACACUGUCACAACUUUUCCUGGUUCCUGCACAACAUCUAUCCGGAGAUGUUUGUUCCCGACCUGAAGCCCACCCUCUAUGGAGCUAUCAGGAACCUCGGCAUCAACCAGUGCCUGGAUGUGGGGGAGAACAACCACGGGGGGAAGCCCCUCAUCAUGUACACCUGCCAUGGCCUUGGCGGCAACCAGUACUUUGAGUACACAACCCAGAGGGACCUUCGCCACAACAUCUCAAAGCAGCUGUGUCUACAUGCCAGUGCUGGCACCCUGGGCCUGAGGAGCUGUCACUUCACCGGCAAAAAUAGCCAAGUCCCCAAGGAUGAGGAAUGGGAAUUCACCCAGGACCAGCUAAUCAGGAACCGGGCAUCCGGGACCUGCCUGACGUCUGAGGACAAAAAGCCAGCGAUGGCCGCCUGCAACCCCAGGGACCCCCACCAGCACUGGGUCUUCAACUGACACCCCCGAUCACCCCCGUGGGAGUUCCCGUGGGGAACCCAGCCUCUCAGGAAACAGGAUUUGGGGGAAGCUGAUGAUUGAGAGCCUGAUUACCAGCUUCUCCGUAGGCCUUAAAGAUGGAUUUCUAAACCCAGCAGAUAUCAAGGCAGGACCUUCCCGUUCCUUGCAACAACACAGGGCCCAUUUUCCUUCUCUCGUGUUGGUGGAAGAACCCGUUAGAACUUGCAAUACUUGGCCUAGCGCUUGCCUUCUGUCCUUGAGACAGACUUCCAGACAGAGAAGGCAGCCUGGGCAGGGCCCAGGGCAGGGCCCAGGGCAGCAAUGCUAAAUUCAAGAAAAGUACCUCUGCGGCCAAGUCCUGAGUCCUCUGUCGUGUGGAGCACUCACAGGACCAGUGAAGUGGCACCUUCUAACGGAGACACUAGAGGUCUACAAGAGUCUCCCUGCUGAUAUUGCCCGAUGUUGGUAGAGCCAUUCGUUUACAGAAAGCACCCUGACAGGAGUCCUUUAUCUUAUUCCGCCUGCACAGUAAGCCUGGGAGCAAGACAGGGCGGGAACCCCCAUGCCCACUGUACAGAUAAGAAAGCAGAGGUAGAGAUAAAGGGGCUUGUCUGUCCCACAGCUAGUGGAUGGCGGGAGCCAACUGAGACUUGAUUGCAAACACUGAGCCAGAGCUCCUUCUUCCACACCCCGAGAACACUAGACAUCAGGCGUAAGCCUUCCUCUUUCCCUCCAUGCUGAUCACAUCUGGCUGGUCUCCGUAGAGCCUAGAACAGUGGUGCCAGGCAGCCAUGAGGCCGGCCUCGUUUGGGGAUCCUGGGAUGUUAGUGGAAAGCAAGCUCACGGAACCAGUGAUUCUCAGGUCUAAGAACCUCCCCCCCCCCCAAGCCUUUUUUUCAAUGCUCCGUACAUAAGGUAGAUGAAAAGCCAAGUGGCAGUGGGUGAAGUUGUUGGUAGGUGAAGACCGUGCCCAACAGCCCCAGAACUUCUAAAGGUCUGCGAGCAAACAUCUGAAACUUGUUUUUAUCCAACCCUGUCAUUUUCAUAUUGUGAAACCAAGGCCAGAUAAGUAAUUUGUCUGACACCACACGGCAAGGUAUUGGCAACCCGAGAGCAGAACCCGGAUGAGGCUAACGAGAGCCCUGGGAGGUGUGAGGAAGCGGGGACGGUGUGUAGAAUUGAGCGUGACUGCAUAACCAGCCAUGAUUGCUGUACCUGCAUGAAGUCCCCAUGUGGAGCGGACCCAACAUGCGUGUCAGCUCUUCUCCAAGCAAGUUGGACCCCACCACACAUGGGCGCUUGGCCUGAACUAGAGAGCCCGGCUCCCUAGAGGAGAGUUCACAUUCCUUCCAGAAGGCUCCAGACUUUCUAGCAGGCUGUCAUCUUGGGCUUCACCACGUGAGGGUGCCAUGGGAUCACAGCUGCCUCUCCCUGCCCCCGCCCCCUCAACACUGCAGGAGGUCUCCUAAAUUCCCAAGAGCCUUCAGGACCCUAUAGGGGAAGCAAUCUGGGGUAGCCCAGUCAGAGGGAGAGGAGAGACUGGCCAGGAUAUGGCCACAGUGGAAAAAGGAAAAACUGGACCUAAGAUCCCAAUAAAAAUAAAGGUUUUAUGGCAUUGGGAAAGGAAACUCACCUUUGGUUCCUCCUCUCCCGUUGUCCCGUGGCUGACCCAUUGGAAAGUCAGUUGAUUCAGGCUGUGUAGAGCCACACACAUCUGAAAAGUUCUAUCACAUCACUGUCUCUUAUCCCCAGACAUCCUCUGGCACCCGAUCUAGCCUGCAUACUGUGUGUCAAGCCCAUGUAGACAUGAGAUGUAAGAUGAGACUUGCCCCCAUGGAACCCAUACUCCAGCUGGGGAAGCAGAUGGAAGCAAGUCAGGACAAGCCUGGAGGUGUUCAGAGCUGUGCUAGGUGAGAUGGAAAGGACAAUUCCUUCCAUCUAGGCGAACCGGGAAGGUCUCACAAGGAUGGUGACAUUUGACCUUUGGCCUCAGGGAUGAGUCCUCAGGUGGGAUCUCACACAAGCACUGGUCUAGAAUGAGGAAAGUCACAGAGAGACAAAGCUGCAGGUGGCUUCCCAAGAAACCAAGGGACCAUCAGGGCGGCCGAGCAGUGGAUGUGAAAGCUGGAGGGUUGGGGCCACAUUGUGACUUUCAUGGGACCUAGGUCCCUUUGUUUUCACCAGAAAAUUCUUAAAUUGUGUUUUAUAACUGCAUUGGUAUAAAGAUGAAUAUGAUUCAUUUUA